UGCUUGACACAUCUCUCACGACUUCCAAAGGACACAAACUAUUUACAGACUGAUUUUAAUCCAAGCCUAAUUUUAUUUAACGAGGACUGGACUUUUCACCCGGUAAAGACUAUUUGCAGACUGCUUUUCAUCCAAGCCAAAUUUUAGCAAGCAAACAAGCAUUUUUCACUAUUUAAUAACUUUUAUUUAAUCAAAGUUGUUAUCUUUAUCAAGAAUAUUUGACAAACCUUUGUGAAAGAGGUUUUUUUCACCCCGGACAAGCUUUUCAUUCAGCAACACGUUUCAUUCAACUAACAUCAAUUUUAGUUUGCUUUAUUUCAACUUAUAACAAGUGUUUUUCUAAGUUUAUUGCACUAAACAACAUCAGUGGAGACACUCUCAGCUGAUUGUCAUCAUGAUUCGAAAGAUGCUGGACCACGCUAGAAAACACCCUGGGCUGGUCCCCCAGUUGUUCUUCAUCGUGUUGGGAAUGGGAGGGGCAGGAGCAUACCUCAUCCGCCUUGCCAAGGGGCCACACGUCACCUGGAGGCAUGCGAGUAAUCCAGAGCCCUGGAACAACCUACCCCCCACUUUCCAAUACAAGUUUGUGGCGGUCACCACAGACUACGAGAGCCUGAAAAAGGAAGGGCCAGACUUCUGAGGUCCUGCCCACGCCCAGACCCUGCCUUAUC
This is a messenger RNA of Engraulis encrasicolus (European anchovy), 671 nucleotides long. RefSeq names its product NADH dehydrogenase [ubiquinone] 1 alpha subcomplex subunit 4-like 2. The transcript is spliced from 4 exons. Lineage: Eukaryota; Metazoa; Chordata; Actinopteri; Clupeiformes; Engraulidae. The record is from RefSeq and is a predicted model, not a curated record. The coding region runs from base 395 to 640 and encodes 81 amino acids.